Molecule: messenger RNA, 636 nt
Organism: Penicillium soppii
Lineage: Eukaryota; Fungi; Ascomycota; Eurotiomycetes; Eurotiales; Aspergillaceae
Product: blue light-inducible protein Bli-3
Exons: 3
Coding region: 1-636 (211 amino acids)
Source: RefSeq, a predicted model, not a curated record
AUGUCUGCAGACGCCACUACCAACACAAGUACGGGCAACCACCCCGUGGACCCCUACAAGUCCAAGAACUUCGAGGACCCUCCUCUUCCUCAGAAGAUCGAAGACUUGACCACCUUCAUCUCCCAAGUGAAGUUUGGCAUGUUGACCACCAAACAAUCCGACGGCGACUAUCUGGCAUCGCGCUGCAUGGCCCUCGCCGCACAGGAAAACGGCGGCAUUGAUUUGAUCUUCCACACCAACCUUUUCUCCGGCAAGGCCAUGGACCUCGCCGCACACCCACAAGAAACCAAUAUGUCCUUCCUUGACCCCUCCAGUGGAGCCUGGGCUUCCAUCUCAGGUACUGCAUCCAUCAUCAGUGACUCUGAAACCGUGGAGAAGUACUACUCGCCCAUGCUGAAGGCGUGGAUUGGUGAUAUGGGCGACGGUGUGCACGACGGUGGCCCCAAGGACCCGCGGAUCGGUGUCAUCAGGCUCGAAGCGAAGCUGGCGACGCAUAACGUUACCCACAAGGGGUUGCUUGGUCGCGCCUAUGAUACUGUUAAGGGUGCUGUGCAGGGCAAUGUUCCUUCCAUCAAUGGUAUUCGGGAAUUGACCAAGGAGGAGCUCGCUGAGUGGCGCCGGACGCACAAGGAAUAA